AUCACAUAUGUGUGGCGUUGUGAGCGGCAGCCAUGGCGCUGCUGCCUCACAAUGCAUCGUAGCGCCACAACCCUCGCCAUCGCCAAAUCCCCGCCGAGGAGGAGGAGGAAGCGCAGCAGGUAAUUGCAAGCCGCUACUCGCCGAGGAUCCCCGAUCAAUCUCCGAGGCGCUGGAAUCGCUGAGGCCAGGCCAGAGCGUCGUCGCCGCCCUCCGCGGCUGCAAGGGCCGCCUCCACCCCUCCGUCGCGGCCGCCAUUCUCGCCCAGCUCGACGGCAAUGCCGAGCUUGGCACCCAGUUCUACGACUGGGCCGCGGCUCUCCCGGGUUUCAAGCACACCAUCUUCUCCUUCAACAAGUACCUCAAUCUCCUCGUCAAGUCAGGCUCCCCCGCCAAGGCCAUCGAUCUCUUCCGCUCGCGCCUCCCGCCACGCUGCCGCCCCAAUCACUUCACCUACAGCACGCUCCUCCGCGCGACUUACAAGGCCGGCGGCGACGUCGAGAGGACUCUCGGCUUCUUCCGCCGGAUCCGGAGCUCCUCGCGCUCGGUUGCGGACUACAACAUCGUGCUCCAGUCGCUGUGCCGCGCCGGCGAGACCGCCCGCGCGCUGGAGAUCUUCCGUGGGGAGAUGGCUCGCGACGGCGUAGCUCCCACCAUCGUGACUUACAACACGAUCAUCAAUGGGCUGUGCAAGAGCAACGAGCUUGGCGCAGGGAUGGAGCUCUUCGAGGAGCUCGUGGAGAGAGGCCACCACCCCGACGUGGUGACUUACAACACGCUGAUCGAUAGCUUGUGCAAAGCCGGGGAUCUGGAGGAGGCACGGCGGCUCCAUGGCGACAUGAGCUCUCGAAGUUGCGUCCCAAACGUCGUCACCUACAGCGUGCUCAUCAACGGGCUGUGCAAGGUCGGCCGGAUCGACGAGGCGCGAGAGCUCAUCCAGGAGAUGACGCGGAAGAGCUGCGACGUUCUUCCAAACAUCAUCACUUACAACUCGUUCCUCGACGGCCUUUGCAAGCAGUCCAUGACGGCCGAGGCGUGCGAGCUGAUGAGGAGCUUGCGAGAUGGGAGCUUGAGAGUCUCUCCAGACACCGUGACUUUCAGCACGCUGAUCGACGGGCUGUGCAAGUGUGGCCAGAUCGACGAGGCUUGCAGCGUCUUCGACGACAUGAUCGCGGGUGGCUACGUUCCGAACGUUAUCACCUACAACGCGCUCGUGAACGGGCUGUGCAAGGCGGACAAGAUGGAGAGAGCCCACGCCAUGAUCGAGAGUAUGGUGGACAAGGGCGUCACCCCGGACGUGAUCACCUACAGCGUCCUGGUGGACGCCUUUUGCAAGGCCUCCCGCGUCGACGAGGCUCUGGAGCUCCUCCACGGCAUGGCGUCGCGGGGAUGCACGCCAAACGUGGUGACUUUCAACUCGAUCAUCGAUGGACUCUGCAAGUCGGACCGAUCGGGCGAGGCCUUCCAGAUGUUCGACGACAUGGCGCUCAAGCACGGCCUGGUCCCGGACAAGAUCACGUACUGCACCUUGAUCGAUGGUCUCUUCCGGACGGGGCGGGCGGGUCAGGCCGAGGCGCUGCUCGACGCCAUGCCCGACCCGGACACGUACGCUUUCAACUGCUGUAUCAACGGACUUUCCAAGCUCGGGGACGUGUCGAGAGCGCUCCAGGUCUACAACCGGAUGCUGGAGCUGGAGCUCGUGCCUGACAAAGUCACCUUCAACAUUCUUAUCGCGGGGGCUUGCAAGGCCGGCAACUUCGAGCAGGCAUCCGCGCUCUUCGAGGAGAUGGUGGCCAAGAACUUGCAGCCGGACGUGAUGACUUUCGGGGCGCUCAUCGACGGGCUGUGCAAGGCGGGACAGGUGGAGGCCGCGCGGGACAUCCUCGAUCUCAUGGGGAAUCUGGGAGUUCCUCCAAACGUGGUGACUUACAACGCGCUUGUCCACGGCCUGUGCAAGUCGGGCCGGAUCGAGGAGGCCUGCCAGUUCCUGGAGGAGAUGGUGAGCUCCGGCUGCGUGCCCGACUCCAUCACUUACGGCUCGCUCGUCUACGCGCUCUGCCGGGCCUCGAGAACCGACGACGCUCUCCAGCUCGUGAGCGAGCUUAAGAGCUUUGGCUGGGAUCCCGACACCGUGACUUACAACAUCCUCGUGGACGGGCUGUGGAAGUCGGGCCAGACCGAGCAGGCGAUCACUGUUCUUGAGGAGAUGGUCGGCAAGGGUCACCAGCCGGACUCGUUCACCUUCGCGGCUUGCUUCAGUGGUCUCCACAGAUCUGGGAACUUGGCCGGGACGAUGGAGCUGCUGCGAGUGGUGCUGGGCAAGGGGAUGCUGCCGGACGCCACCACUUGCAGCUCCAUCCUCGACUGGGUUUGCCGGUCGGGAAAGCUAGACGACGUCAAGGCCAUGAUCAAAGAAUUUGAGGCUUCUUCUCCAGCCGCGGCUGCUCUAUCUCUGUGCGCUGCAAGGGUGGAAAAAGGUUCUUUGGCAGGAAAAACUUGUACAGACGAAGUAUCCGGUGAAGUUUGUGUAUAAGAAUACCCUUCCUUACAAACAAAUCACAAAAGAAGCUAUUACAGUCUA
This is a messenger RNA of Selaginella moellendorffii, 2578 nucleotides long. RefSeq names its product pentatricopeptide repeat-containing protein At1g63330-like. The transcript has a single exon. Lineage: Eukaryota; Viridiplantae; Streptophyta; Lycopodiopsida; Selaginellales; Selaginellaceae. The record is from RefSeq and is a predicted model, not a curated record. Gene Ontology annotation, molecular function: protein binding. The coding region runs from base 8 to 2530 and encodes 840 amino acids.